GCUAUAAAGCUGCCCAGGCCUGGCUCUCAGCACACCCAGCUGCCUGAGACCCUCCUUCCACCUCCUUAGAGGACAGCCCCACUCUGCCCCCCACUCCUUCAGGGCAGCACCAUGCAGCCCCUGUGGCUCUGCUGGGCACUCUGGGUGCUGCCCCUGGCUGGCCCCGGGGCAACCCUGACCGGGGAGCAGCUCCUGGACAGCCUGCUGCAACAGCUGCAGCUCAGCGAGGUGCCCGUCCUGGACAGGGCCGACAUGGAGGAGCUGGCCAUCCCCACCCACGUGAGGGCCCAGUACGUGGCCCUGCUGCAGCGCAGCCACAGGGACCGCUCCCGAGGGAAGAGGUUCAGCCAGAGCUUCCGAGAGGUGGCCGGCAGGUUCCUGGCGUCCGAGGCCAGCACGCACCUGCUGGUGUUCAGCAUGGAGCAGCGGCUGCCGCCCAACCGCGAGCUGGUGCAGGCCGUGCUGCGGCUCUUCCAGGAGCCGGUCCCGAGGACCGCGCCGCACAGGCACGGGCGGCUGUCCCCGCGCAGCGACCGGGCCCGGGUCACCGUCGAGUGGCUGAGCGUCCGCGACGACGGCUCCAACCGCACCUCCCUCAUCGACUCCAGGCUGGUGUCCGUCCACGAGAGCGGCUGGAAGGCCUUCGACGUGACCGAAGCCGUGAACUUCUGGCAGCAGCUGAGCCGGCCCCGGCAGCCGCUGCUGCUGCAGGUGUCGGUGCAGAGGGAGCACCUGGGCCCGGGGGCGUCGGAAGCCCACAGGCUGGUCCGCUUCGCCUCUCAGGGGACGCCGGCGGGGCGUGGGGAGCCCCAGCUGGAGCUGCACACCCUGGACCUCAGGGACUACGGAGCUCAGGGUGACUGUGACCGUGAAGCACCAGUGACCGAGGGCACCCGCUGCUGCCGCCAGGAAAUGUACAUUGAUCUGCAGGGAAUGAAGUGGGCGGAGAACUGGGUGCUGGAGCCCCCGGGCUUCCUGGCUUAUGAGUGUGUGGGCACCUGCCAGCAACCCCCGGAGGCCCUGGCCUUCAAGUGGCCGGUUCUGGGGCCACGACAGUGCAUCGCCUCAGAGACUGCCUCACUGCCCAUGAUUGUCAGCAUCAAGGAGGGAGGCAGGACCAGGCCCCAGGUGGUCAGCCUGCCCAACAUGAGGGUGCAGAAGUGCAGCUGUGCCUCAGAUGGGGCGCUGGUGCCAAGGAGGCUCCAGCCGUAGGCACCUGGUGUAACCACUGAGCCUUGUAACUGAACAUGUGCAUAGAAGUGGUCUUAAUGUAGGUAUUAAUUUUAAACUUAGCAAGUUACCUCCCUCCCAAUUUAGUGCUCCUGUAUGACCUUUGCCCUGUGUCCUUCCCUCUCCCGUCUUUCCUGUCCAUCGCCCAUCCUAAGCACUUACGUGAGUAAAUAAUGCAGCUCAGAUGCUGAGCGCUAGUGGGAAAUGCUGGCCUGCUGAUUAGAAGAUACAGCUGAGCAAUGCACAGAUUGUCAACUGGGAGAGUCUGUUCUCUGGCAAAUUCUUAACUGAGUCUGGAACAAUACCCUAUGAUUAGAACUGGGGAAAUAGAACUGAUUUGCUCUCUUAUAUGAAGAAUUAAAAUCCCCAAAUCUCUAUUUCCCCAAAAUACUGGCCCAUUCUGGUCUUUUGUAAACAUACCUAUGCCCCUGUUCCCCUGAAAGGUGCUAAGAGGAAGGAUGAAGGGCUUCAGGUUGGGCACAGUGGACAGGGAGUCGGGAUGCCUGGUUUCUGGAUCUGACAGGGCCAUAAGCUAGAACCUCAAACAAACACAGGAGGCUUUAGGUCAUCAUUUCCUCUUAAAAAGGAGGAGCUGGGCUUCAGCUCUAAGACUUCAUUGUCUUGGGGAUCAGACAGCCCCUACCUGCCCCCUGCCCACCCCUCUGGAGACCGAGCCUUGCCUGUGGACAUUUAGAUCAUGUCCCCCACUGUCUUUGAGAACUUGUCACCAGAAACCAUAUGUAUUUCUGUGUUUUUGUUAAUUUAGGCAAAGCAAUUGAAUGUAGAUACUCAGAAGAAAUAAAAAGUGAUGUUU
Messenger RNA from Saimiri boliviensis boliviensis (Bolivian squirrel monkey), 2044 nucleotides. Its product is annotated as left-right determination factor 1. Gene Ontology annotation, cellular component: extracellular region. Gene Ontology annotation, biological process: anterior/posterior axis specification. NCBI's taxonomy places the organism in Eukaryota, Metazoa, Chordata, Mammalia, Primates, Cebidae. Gene Ontology annotation, molecular function: cytokine activity; transforming growth factor beta receptor binding; growth factor activity. The record is from RefSeq and is a predicted model, not a curated record.